This is a messenger RNA of Penicillium chermesinum, 936 nucleotides long. RefSeq names its product CCDC174 family protein. The transcript has a single exon. The record is from RefSeq and is a predicted model, not a curated record. Gene Ontology annotation, cellular component: nucleus. Lineage: Eukaryota; Fungi; Ascomycota; Eurotiomycetes; Eurotiales; Aspergillaceae. Bases 1 to 936 code for a protein of 311 amino acids.
AUGCGUUCCAAAUCCACAAACAAAGACGACGCUUCCUCGUCUGGGAAGGCCCAUGGAAAGAAGUCAAAGUCCUCCCAAGGCACGCAGCCAGCCAAGACUGAGUUUGCCAAUACGCUUUCGGCUUUGAUGCACGAAUCCUGGGCACAACUAUCGGCGCGGCCCACUCAAAGCCACACGUCUAGUUAUGAUACGCACGACACGCCCAAGGACUGGACGUCCGCACAAAAGCACGAUACAUCUUCAGAAGAGGAAAAGGAUGACGACAAUGCAUCAAUCAUCUCCUACGAAGACGAACUCGGCCGCUCACGCCGAGGGACCCGCGCCCAGGCCGCUCGUGCAGCCGCCCUCAAGGAAGACUUGAACGACGAACCCCAGCGCCCAAGUUGGCAGCCCGAGCAGCCCAAGAACCUCAUCCAUGGUGUCACGGUGCAGACCGAGGCAUUCAAUCCCGACGCCAGACUCGCCGCUCACAUGGCUCAUAUUGCCGAGUUGCGGGAUCGUUCCUCGAGCCCCGAGCUAGUGCACUACGAUGCCGACGCUGAUCCGCGCAAGCGGGGUGCCGGUUUCUAUAAUUUCUCAAAGGACGAGGCUGAGCGGCGCCGUCAAAUGGAAGAGCUCGAGAAAGCGCGGGCCGAGACCGAGGAUAUGCGGCAAAAGCAUGCCCGUGAGAAGAGAGCGAAGGCUGAAGAGCGUGCGAAGUUCAAGAAGGGCCGGAGCGAACGGCUUCUCCAACAACGGACGGUCGCAAUGAUGGAUAUCCUAGGGCAGGACCUGCUGGCAAGGGACCUGGCCCCAGAUGAGUGGACCUUCUUGCAUCGCCGAUACAUCGAUGGCGACACGCUUCGCUGUGAGAAGUGCAGCGCUCGGGAGGGUGAGGAGAGUGCAGUCCAGAUGUCGGAGUGCACAUGUACUCUCCCUUCGGCUGCUGAGACUUAG